Messenger RNA from Emiliania huxleyi CCMP1516, 1884 nucleotides. RefSeq lists its product as hypothetical. The transcript is spliced from 4 exons. The record is from RefSeq and is a predicted model, not a curated record. The coding region runs from base 1 to 1884 and encodes 627 amino acids. NCBI's taxonomy places the organism in Eukaryota, Haptophyta, Isochrysidales, Noelaerhabdaceae. Gene Ontology annotation, molecular function: protein binding.
AUGUCGGCCUUGCAGUGUGUGCCGAUCGACGACAAGCGGUGGCGCCCCGUCGCUGGCGGCGGCGCGCCGCUCUUUAUGAAGCGCGUGCGCGUGCGCGGCCUGAAGAAGAAGCCCGAGCUCAACGGCCUCUUCGGCACGGCGGUCGAGUACUUCGCCGCGACCUGUCGCUAUGGCGUCAGCGUCGAGGGCGGCGGCGCGGGCAAGGUGUCGAUAGCGGCGGCGAACCUCGAGCUCGUGGGUUGUCUCACCCAGGCGCAGCUCGGCCGCGCCAUGAUGCUCGGUCGGGUACAGAAGGCCGGGCCACCCGCGCAGCUCGCAGUGCCCAAGCACGAGCCGCGCAAGGCGAGCGUCGCCGCCUCCGACGGCAGCCUGCUCGGAGCGGUGCGAGCUAUGCGGAUCGAGGAGCCGAGCCUCGGCAUCAAGGCCCUGAGCAAGCGCCUCGUCGUGGCGGGGCAUGAGGCGGGCGCCAAGGAGGUGCGCCAGGCCAUCGCAGAGCUGCGCAGGCUGGAUGAACAGCCGCUGCCGCUCGUGCGCGCCGCGGCGGAGGACAUCUCCGACCUCAACGACGACGAGCUGUGCGUGGUGCUGUCGUACCUGCCGCGCACCGAGCACGCCGCGCUCACCUGCGUCUCGCAGCGGUGGCGCGCGCUCACCCGCAACGAGGCGUUCAUCGCCGUGCGGCGCGAGCGUCCGGAGAUGUUCGUGAUGGCGAUCGCCGGUAGCUACGACUUGUGGGGGAGCAAGCGCAGCAACACCAUGGACUCGCACGCGCGCGUCUCGGUGCUCGUGGACGGCAAGGAGUGGAUGCAGGCGGACUCCCUGCCCGAGCCCACCGACAUGCACUGCGCCGUGGCGUGCGACGAGGAGGUGUACGUCUUCGGCGGCACGCACGGCCAGUCGCGGCAGUUCAUGAUGACCAACCCGCCGCCGUGUGCGUGCGUGAUGGUCUACUCGCCGCGGCGCAACGAGUGGCGCCCCACGAUAGGCCUGAGCACCAAGCGCUGCCUGCCCGGCGCGGUGGCGUGCCGUGGCAAGGUCUACGCCAUCGGCGGCAUGGACACGACCUUCAAGAAGGGCGGGUGGGCGGGCGACGCGAAGGACAUGUCGCACUGCGAGGUCUACGACCCCGCCGACCCCGACUGGUGUGCGAUCCCGCCGAUGCCGUACGCAUGCAACUCGGGCCGCUGCGUCGCCGUGGGCCACAAGAUCUACGUGAUGGGUGGCAUGAUCGACGUCGCCGACGACGGCCACCACUUCGGCGCGGUGCAGAUCUACGACACGAAGCGCCGCCGCUGGAGCGUGCUGGACCAGGAGAUGCCCAUCCAGGGCGGGCAGUGCUUCUUCGACGGCGAGCGGAUCCUUGUGCUCGGUGGCGUCACCUCGGAGGAGCGCCCGCCGCCCCGAAACAUCCCGGUCAAGGUCAACUUCAAGGCGGAGGUGCGCAAGGCGCACAAGCGCGCGAGCUCCCUCAGCUUCCUGGGCGAGAAGUCGGAGGAGCUCCGGCCCGCGCCCAAGAAGCACCUCGGCUGGUACCUGUACCUCGACGAAGGGCGGGCGACCACCGCCGCGACGGGCCGCUGUCCCUCCUUCGCCUGCGCACAGUGCGGCGCCGAGUCCGGCCAGGGGGCGCGCCGUCUGCAGAAGUGCAGCGUGUGCAAGGCGGCGCACUACUGCAGCACCGAGUGCCAGAAGCUGCACCGCAAGCUGCACAAGCCGCACUGCAAGCCCAUGUGGGCGACGCACCCCGGCGUCAUCCGCGCGGCCGACGACCCGCGGCUCAACUAUCGUAUCGCCACCGACACGUGGGAGAAGGACCCGGAGCGGGAGAGCAUGACCGACCACCGCAACGCGGCGGAGAUCGUCGCAAUGCAGCUGCCGUUCUGA